CCCACCCCGAUGUCGUUAUCGGCCCUCGAAGGGCCCCGCUAUCGCUAUUACCUCGCCUAUCCGCCAAUUCUAGGAAAUUUUGCCAGGUAAGACGCCUGAGAUAGGUAUCCAACCUACGACUCUUCGCCAUACCUGCUUCGUUAUGAGUACAUAACGCCAAUCCAUUCUUUACGUAGUAUAGAUAUUCCGAUUACGUCUACUAUUAUUCUUGUGCCCUUUCGGACUUACGCUGCGUGCCCGGGAGGAGGAUUGAGAGAUCAUGUCGGGUACAUCGCCCUUUCUCGACCCGUCAUCUCGAACGGCGCCGAAUUCUCUCGCCCUCGCCCACCUGUCCCGUGAUGACGUCCAACCUGUCUACCUCAAAGCGGCCUCGUGUUCUAUUGACGGGUACGUCGAGGGCGCGGUCAUCAAUACGCGGUUUGGGUCCUUUCCACACACAACGUUAAUUGAUAAGCCUUGGGGCUCUCAGAUACGGGCAUCCGUUGUCGACACUGGUUCUCGAGGUAGAAAGCGGAAGCUCAACGGCGCCGCUAGCCGUGAAGUGCCGGAGAAUGACGUCGUCGAGAAUGCCGUCUCUAGCUUAGGCCUAGCUAAGAAUGUCAAGGCUGCAUCAAGCGGCUUCAUUCACAUUCUACCGCCCACGCCGGAACUGUGGACGACUAGCUUGCCGCAUCGAACGCAGGUCGUGUACACUCCCGACUAUAGCUACAUCCUACACCGCAUCCGUGCCCGGCCCGGCAUGAAGAUCAUAGAGGCUGGCGCGGGAAGUGGCAGUUUCACACAUGCAGCAGCGAGAGCAGUCUACAACGGCUAUCCCAAAGACGUGUCCGAUAAUAGAGGGAAGGUUUUCAGUUUCGAGUUUAACCAGGACCGAUAUCGACAGUUGCAAGAGCAGGUUCGUGAACAUGCUUUAGACGGGAUCGUCCAGAUCACCCACCGGGAUGUAUACAAUGACGGCUUCCUCAUCGACGGCGAAAGCCCGGAAGCUGAAUGUAUCUUCCUAGAUCUUCCAGCGCCGUGGAAAGCUCUCCCCCAUCUGUCACGAACAAAGCCCACGUCAUCCCAGCUCUCAAGCAGCGGUCUUGACAACAUAAAUAGCACCGCGGUCGAAUGGAAAUCCCCUCUGCGCGCCGAUCGGACCGUCUAUCUCUGCACCUUUUCGCCGUGUAUCGAGCAAGUCACCAAGACCGUUGAUGUUAUGCGUCGGUUGGGUUGGGUAGAGAUCGAGAUGGUAGAAAUCUCACACAAGAGAGUUCACAUCAUGCGAGAAAGAAUCGGGUUGAGUCUUCCACCCGGGGAGAGGGGCAUGAAUCAAUCGGCAGCCGACGUUGGAGAGGCUAUUGCGAAAUUGAAAGAGGUCGAGAGUCGGUUCAAGAGUUACCACGGCCGUACUCAGGAUGUCGAUAUGACUACGGAUGAGGACCAGGUGAAGGAUGACAGCGAAUCUAUUCAUGGCGGUGGCGCAACAGCGAUGCCGGUCGAGGAAGUUGGAGAAGCGAGGUUAGCCAAACCCUGGAUGAUUGGAAGGCUAAUCCACCGAACCGAGCCUGAGCUCAAGACGCACACAUCGUAUCUCGUCUUCGCGGUGCUCCCGCAGGAAUGGACGGAGCAGCAGGAGACGGCGGCUUUCGAGAACUGGCCUUGCGGCAUGGAAAGCAGGGUGAUUGGCAGCUUAGACAAGGAGGCACGGAAGCAGGAGAAGCGGGAAAUGCUCAAAUCAAAAAAGGCGAAGAGGGAGCUCAGCACUAAGGAUGAGGGCACCCAAGCUUCGGUGCCGAAGAGGAGCAAAACUUCAUAGCUGCAAAGCUCGAAGGAAUGGGCAUAUGUUAUGAUACCCCCGAUCAGAAAUAGUGAUCACUAAAUUAAGACCGACCGUGGACGACUCGCUGCCAACCCAUCCCCAUCGCGCGAAGUACCUAAGGUACCUAUAUUACUGUGCAAUGGUAUCAGAUGAGAGAGAGACCACCGACCAUUGACCAAGUUUCCUGAACAGAGACAAUACGGACAAUGGGCGUCGCAGACGUUCUAGUGUAGGAUUUCCUAGAUAUGGCACGGCGGCGGUUAAAGUGACUCCCAGUGCCGUACCUAAUGGGAUUUCCUGGAUUGGUCGUCUAUGCGGUAAUUGGGAAUGUGAAUGAAGGGCGGGACAGACGGGUUUCGUUUUUUCUUCUUCCUCUUAGAGCACUUGGCCGAGCUACUUGAAACGGAACUGGCGACUGUAACAAGUUGGCCUCGAGGAGGUAGGUUGCUUGACAAGUUGACGUGCUUUUACUCUCUCUCUCUCUCUCAAAAAAAAGGGGGGGGAGGGGAAGGGGGGAUGAAAUGAAAUGAAAUCAGGCCCCAGGAUUUCACUU
Molecule: messenger RNA, 2354 nt
Organism: Durotheca rogersii
Lineage: Eukaryota; Fungi; Ascomycota; Sordariomycetes; Xylariales; Xylariaceae
Product: tRNA methyltransferase complex GCD14 subunit
Exons: 2
Coding region: 260-1798 (512 amino acids)
Biological process (GO): tRNA methylation
Cellular component (GO): nucleus; tRNA (m1A) methyltransferase complex
Source: RefSeq, a predicted model, not a curated record